AUUUACUUUAAUGAAUCUAGCAGGCCAGAUCAAGCCAUCCCUUACCUUGAAAGAUAUAUGGAGUGAUGACCAGGUAUCUUGUGAUAAUAGCGAUGAUUGCUUCCCUCAGAUACCUAAGGUGACUCAUCAGUUUAAAAACACUUUAAAAGAUAACAAAGGGAAACUGAAAAAAGAAGACUUUAUAAAGAACUUAGAAAUUCCUUGCAAGGGACAACUGUCCAAAGACGAUACUAUUGUGAUUGGAAAGUCAACAGGUUUUAAAACAUGAUCUAAGCAUAACCCUCAUGCAAAGAAAUUGAAACCGUUAACUUUCAGCUCUUUUGUUCCUAGGAGAAACUCAAAGGAACUGAAGAAGAUCCCCUCGAGUGAGAUCCUACAGUUACUGCUCUCAUGAAAAGAGAUCUAGUUUGGCUCUGGGAUACCUCUUAUUUAACAUUUUUAAUUUCUGCUGAAAGUUCGGAAAUUUUGAAAAUUAAUAAAAGUUAUACAAUUUUGAAGAAUUCGAGAAAAUGUAGGAAUGAAACUGUGGUAGAACUCUUGAAUUGAGCAAUUGUUGUGUUAAAAUAAAAGAAUCAGAAAUUUAGAAAGCAAGAUAAGGGAGAUUUAAUGAAUUAGGUGAAUAGAAUGUAGGAAGAAGUUUUCUCUGGUUUUUG
This is a messenger RNA of Moneuplotes crassus, 653 nucleotides long. The record is from the annotation of a GenBank genome assembly. Lineage: Eukaryota; Ciliophora; Spirotrichea; Euplotida; Euplotidae.